AUUAAUCUCUUUUUAAUGAAUUGAAUGAAUGAAAUGAAUGUGUGUGAGAGAGAGAAAAAAACAAAAGCAAAACAAACUCUCAAAAAGAAUCAAAAUUUUUUUUACAUUUGUAGCAAAGUCUCACAAAACAUUUAUUAAUCUUUAUUUUUAUUUUUUUUGCCGAAGAAGAAGAAGGCUGGCAAAGGGAGCUUGGGUUAAUUGUUGUCCACACCCUCCUCUUCCUCUUAUCUUCUUCUCUGAUCAUCAUCCCCCCAUCACUAAUCAAUUUCCCCAUACAUCUUUCUCUACCUUUUUUUUAUUUUUAUUUUUUACAUUUUAUUAUUAUAAAUAUAUUCACUUUGUUAAACCAUAAUCUUUACUCAAUUCACUAAAUCUCACUUUGCUUCCUGUGUGUUUCUCUUGGAUCUUCAGCUGAUCAUCAUCAUCAAUAAUGAUUUAGCAGAUCUUUUUUUUUUUUUCUUCCUUAGUUCUUAAUUUAUUCCCUCUCACUGUCAUUUCUUCCCUCUUAACAACAAUUGACUAAAACCAUGUUUUCUUAAGAGGGCUUUUUGUCAAAAAAAUCAAAAUUCUACCUUGAGCUAAAAGAGGGGGAAGAAAAAGGAAAAAAAAGAAAAGAAAGAAAGAAUGGAUUUUGACGAGGAGCAUGAAGAACAAGAGGAAGAGAUUGAGAUGCAUCCAAUGCAAACUGGGAAUCAUCAAACAAUUUCGGGUUCCGGAAGAGGAGGCGGAGAUGGGGUUUCAGCUGCGGCUUCAGCUAGGAAAAACGUUGGUGGCGGCGGCGGAGGUGGAGGUGGAGGCGGAGGCGGUGGCGGAAGUGGUGCUGGCGGCGGAGGAAGUGGCGGAGGUGGAGGAACAACGACGACCACUUACAGAUACAGAGAAUGCUUAAAGAAUCACGCGGUGGGGAUUGGAGGGCACGCGCUGGAUGGCUGUGGGGAGUUUAUGGCAGCCGGAGAAGACGGAACCCUAGAAUCACUCCAAUGUGCCGCUUGCAACUGUCACCGGAAUUUCCACCGGAAGGAACCGGAGGGAGAAGGGUUCCACCGCCCACAUCCACCAUCCCACCAUCACCACCCCCACAACCCACACCAUUCCACCCACCACCAGAAUUUCUCCUCGGCGGCGGCCUACUCAUUCCGGUCUCCUCAUCCAUCAGGUUACCUCCACAUGACGCCGCCAAGCCGGCCUUUGGCGCUGCCGUCGACUUCCAGGGAGGAUGAAGACAUGUCGAACCCGAGCAGCAGCGGAGGAGGAGGAGGAGGGAGUGGCGGUGGCGGUGGUGGCGCCGGAGGAGGGUCUAAGAAGAGGUUUAGGACAAAGUUCACGCCGGAGCAAAAGGAGAAAAUGUUGGGAUUCGCGGAGAGGCUGGGGUGGCGUAUCCAGAAGCAAGAUGAGGCUUUGGUUCAACAGUUUUGUGCUGAGACUAAUGUGAGGCGCCACGUCCUCAAGGUUUGGAUGCACAACAAUAAACACACCCUCGGUAAAAAACCCUAAAUUUGUUUCCCUUCUUUUUUCUUUUUUUCCCUUUUAAGUUUUUUUUGAUGAUGAUGAUGAUGAGGGAGGAAAAUGUGCGGCAUUUUGAGGAAAUUUUUGUAAGGUUUAUUACAUGUGAUGAUGACGACAUAUUUGGGUUGGAGAAAAUGGAAGUGGAAGAGGAAGAGAUCAAUUGGUCUUUGCUUCUUUUGGUGUGUUACAAAAGGUUGGUCUGAUUAGAUUCAAGAGACUUUAGAAUGGUUUAGACUUUGUACGUUAGGGAUCCCUAAUCUGACCUUUAAUUUCAGCUUUAGAUCUUUUCAGGGGGUUUAUCCAUUGGUUUCUUUUAAUUUUUAGUGAUGAAUUUGAGGAUGAUGAUCAGUUUAAGAUGACCAUUUUCAUGGACUAAUUCUAGCUUCAUAAUUCAACUGUUUGUUCUUUUUUAUAUUUCACUUGUUUAAUUUACAUGUACUGCCUUCGUUACAUUCAAGUCUCCUUAAUUUACUCUCCUCCCACCCCACAUUAAAGCAUAGACUGCGUUCAAAGUGUGAUAUGUCGAUGAAGAAUGAUAAAUGGUGUACGCUGUGAAUUAAUGCUGGUUUUGUGCUGAGUAAAAAAAAUUUCAGUACGUGUUUGACAUGCAAAGGCUGCAAAAUUAGUACAAUCCCACCAUCUGUCAUCUUCUCUCCUUCCACAUGCUCUCCAAUUUUGGCUACUCUUUUAUCUCUUCCCCAUUUCUCAAUCUCCCCCCCACUGAGACUUCAGUUUCUUUGCAUAUUUCACAAACGUCCGUAACUGUCGUAUUUUUAUUUUUUUUUAAAAUUUCCCUACACUUCCCCUUGCGAUUUUCUCUUUGAACUUUUCUAGUUUGGACAAAGUACAAGUUUAUAUAAUUUUACAUUCUUUCCG
Messenger RNA from Oldenlandia corymbosa var. corymbosa, 2382 nucleotides. The record is from the annotation of a GenBank genome assembly. NCBI's taxonomy places the organism in Eukaryota, Viridiplantae, Streptophyta, Magnoliopsida, Gentianales, Rubiaceae.